Molecule: messenger RNA, 1137 nt
Organism: Seminavis robusta
Lineage: Eukaryota; Bacillariophyta; Bacillariophyceae; Naviculales; Naviculaceae
Source: the annotation of a GenBank genome assembly
UUUCUUCGAUCACGACUAUUCGCGUGGAUUUUCCUUCAUUCCAAACAACAACAAAAACAGGGUCUUUGGCAAAUGCCAUAGUUGCUGGUGGGCACAAAUCCCUACAACCGGCAAAGGAGCAGAAGUUUCCUGGAUCACAAUGCCACGCUUUGUCCUUACCCAAAUGGGCUCUGUCUUGGGGGAGAGUUCUUUCCCGACAAUCGGUGUCUUGCACGCGAAUGUCUACGACGAAAACGACAAAGUUAAGGAAGAUUGCGAUCAGAGUGUUCUCGAUCAGUUUUCUCUCCACAUUGCCGACACUUUGAAGAUUAAUCAAGCCGAGAUUACCCAGAUAAUGAAGCCAAUGAAGAUUUCUGUGAACGGAAUCGAAUGGCAAUCAUUGCACUCCAAGAACCAUUUGGAAGCAAUGUUGAACAAUGCCCCAACAGCCGCUGAUAUUGUCUUUUGUUUGAACAGUCAAGGCUCAUUCUAUGACAGAGAUCAAAAGCUGCAGUAUGCACCACUUCGUCUUGACACGAACAUGUCAGGCAACAACGAAGGAUGCGAGUACAGCUCUGGGUCGAUGAACAUUGCUAAUUCGGCGGAACACUGUUUUGCUGCGAGAACUACUCCUCUACCGGUGUGUUCCGAUGAUGUUACAAUGAAGCAACACAACGACAGCAAGAGCACGUUGGCCGACAUGAGCCUUCCAAUCUCCGUGGGAAGCUCAUUGGAAGCUCGAAUGCGUUCCGCAUGUUCCCUGGAUGAUAUGAGCCUGCAAAGCUCGGUGGUUGGGUGCUCCAUGGAUGCCAGAGAGUUGUCUCUGGAUCAUGUGAGCACUCCAAGCUCACUCCUGAAGGGGGGUGCUUCAACGGAGUUCUCAGAGGAAACGGCUGUACGAAAGGCUUUGGAGGAGGAACACCCCUUUGGGUGUGAUUAUCUGGGUGCUCCCGACAAUUUGCUCGGGUCAGACAUUGUGAUUUCAUCCAGUAGUGACGAGGACGGCGGAUUCCAGGAGUGGGAACAUGACGACGAUGAUGAUAGUUAUGAUUGGUACUGAGGAGCAGCGAAGCAAUGGCAAUGUUAAGGAUGUCCCACGGGGUAUACAGUGAAUUUUAGUUUUAAGAAAUUAUUAGCUCACUUUUUCAAGAGCUCUCG